AUGGCACUCAGCUCGACGGUUGCCCGUCUCCUCGCAGGUAUCUUUCUGCUCAGUGUGGUGGGGGCGGAUGUGGGCGUGGCCAGGCAGCGUCUGCGCCUCCAGGAGCAAAGGGCGGCCUCUUAUCCGGCUGCCGGGUACAAGCCAGCCAGAGGGUUUGGCUUACCGGCGGUCCAGCCGAAACCCGCUCGCCUGGUGGCCAACAGCGAGGCCCAGGAGGAUCUCGACGACGCCGCCGAGGAGGUGGAUGUGGCACAGCCCAGGCCAGCUGCCGUGCCACGCCCAGUUCCGGCCGCCCCAGUGCCGGCGGUACCAGUGACUCCCACUAUCGCCUACUAUCCGGCUGGAGCCGUGGGAUUUGUCCGGCCAACAGUCUUUUCCAGAUUCAUCGCUCCUCCGCAGCAGGCUGCCGCCCUUGUAGCCCCGCCCCCGUACUACUUUGGUUAGACCUGCACCUGUAUCUCAAGUGCAUCUUAGUUACUCUGCUUUAUAUUCUUAACCUUUGGCUUUUCCAACUGAUUAAUGUCCAAAUCUUAUUUUUAAAAAACUAACUAAAAACUAAAAUUGUACAAAAAUUACGAAAGCCGACGAGCCUCUACACUACGAAUACAACUCUCCAAGUCGAAAUGUUAAAUAAUCCCAAGGAACCUGUACUAUCGCUUCUGAUAUUUUCAAACUGUUAGCAUGCCUCGACCAUCAUAUACCCGAUACUUAGUUAACCAAUUUAACUUAUUAACUAAUGGUCCGAUUUAAUCCAUUUUUGGCAUUUAGACAGAUAUUUACAAUUAAAAUAAAGUUCAAUUUACACUGAAAAA
Messenger RNA from Drosophila suzukii, 812 nucleotides. RefSeq lists its product as uncharacterized. NCBI's taxonomy places the organism in Eukaryota, Metazoa, Arthropoda, Insecta, Diptera, Drosophilidae. The record is from RefSeq and is a predicted model, not a curated record.